CUUUCCUGAUGAAAAUACAGAGGUUUCCCAGGCCCAGGUCCUGGUCCAGGAUGACGAACUCGGAAGGUCACCACGAAGCUUUGGCAGCCCCACCUGUCACUCUUGCCACCCCAGCUCCAGCGGGUAAUGCCACAGAACCCAUCGCUAGCCAGGCUGGGGGAAAGGAAGACGGUUUCUCAAAGGUGAAAGAGAAAUUCAUGAAUGAGUUGAACAAGAUUCCACUGCCACCCUGGGCGUUGAUAGCAAUUGCAAUUGUCGCUGUCGUUCUGAUUCUGACCUGCUGCUUCUGUGUCUGCAAGAAAUGUCUGCUAAAGAAGAAGAACAAGAAGAAGAAGGAAAAGGGAGGAAAGAACGCGAUGAACAUGAAAGAUGUGAAGGAGCUGGGAAAGUCAGUGAAGGAGCAGACAAAGCCAUUACUGAUCAUAUUUUAUAUUUUGUUUGUUAUUACUUUCCUAGAUCCCUACGUGAAGAUCCAUCUGAUGCAGAAUGGUAAAAGGCUGAAGAAAAAGAAGACAACAAUUAAGAAAAAUACCCUUAACCCCUACUACAACGAGUCCUUCAGCUUUGAAGUACCAUUUGAGCAAAUCCAGAAGGUGCAGGUUGUGGUCACUGUCCUGGACUAUGACAAGAUCGGCAAAAAUGAUGCUAUCGGGAAGGUCUUCGUUGGCUACAACAGCACAGCUGCAGAGCUUCGCCAUUGGUCAGACAUGCUGGCCAAUCCAAGGCGUCCCAUAGCACAAUGGCACACCCUGCAGUCUGAGGAAGAAGUGGAUGUCGCCCUUGGCCUGAAGAAAUGAAAAGCCUUUCAGUGUUUCUCCAUUUAAUACUCAUCAUCACGUGUGUGUAAAUAUUGUACCUCAGCCUCCGACCCCAGAGGGAAAAAAACCUGUAAACCAAAAACAGUAAUACUAGGAAGUGGGUGACAUACUGGUCAUACUGGUCCUCCAUUGUAAAGUACACAAGAUGAGGCAGACCAGUACGUUCUCAUUGACUAGUUUUACUGGUUUUCCCUUCCCAGCCACUUCCAGUGGUUACUCUCCUCCUAUUCAGUCCCUUUCCCUCUGCACUGCACCAUUAUUUAAACGUAGAUCUGGUUAAGAACAAAUAUUCCUUCAUGUCAACAUUCCUUUCCAAAACUAUCAUCCUUUUAAGCAAUAUGAUCUGUGUAGAUAGGGCAUGAUUGAAAUAUGUAUCUCACAGUUGUAUAUACACCGUAAAGCGGAAAAUGAUUUCUAGUCUGUGCGUUUGUAUGUUGUUAGCAUUUCUUAUUCUGUGUAUUGUUUUUAAUAAGAUGUUCUAUUUUAAAUUAUAUAAAUUGACUGAUAAAUAGGAAAGUCAAUGCUAUAUAUUAUGAGUUACAUAUUUCUUCUGCAUUCCAGUGAUUUCCUUCUUGUGAAACCUAUUGAGCAGGAAGGGAUCACAUUUCAGUUAAGGUAAGCGAGAGGGCCAGGAGUAAUGAACUGAAGCAAGUGCCAUCACUGUUUUGUGAAUUGGCACACAAUUUGGAAAGAGUUUUUAAAUGUUUUCUCUUGUUCUAAUGUAGUCAAUGGCACUAAUUAUUAAAGCUACCAGUCAUUCCAUUAGAGUCUAAAGGACUGUUCUGUGUAUCACUGUGACUGCCCUGUGUGCUUAGAAAUAUAGAAUCUUCAGUGGGAUAGCAACAAGUUUAUUCAAUAGUAAUUUUGAUUCUGAUGUGUGAGUUUAUCUGUUUUAAUUUCUUGCCAGGAUAAUCAUUCCUUUCCGCUGCCCUGUCAGGUUGACUGCAUAACUUCCCCCCUCCGACACCCCAAGUUCCACUCAGACAAUGGGGACCAACACGGCACUGAGGGGGCGGGGGGGUUGGUAUCUGUGCAGGAGAGCUAAAUCUCGAAUUCCAGGGAAACAGCAGAAACUGACAAAAUCACAAACAGCAUUGUUUUCGAGCACUGUGCAAUGAUAAACACAAACAAAGCAUUGUGAAAUGGUGUUCUCCUAUCAUCGGGCCACAACGCCUUGCACGUAAGACCGAGCAGUCGUAUUGAAAGCUUUAGUUAUUCAAUGUUAGUAUAAACUUAGCUCAGGAUUUUAACAAGUCAGGCAACGAGCACAUUGCGUCAGAAACUGCCACUGAGAUGGUAAUGUGCGGGUUUAAUUGACAAAGUUAAGUCAUAUCAAGAAGCAGAGAUAUAUAUAUGUGUAUAAAACAAAAAGACACUGCCAAAUAAAGGAUUCUGAUUCUUUCUGAUAGUCACAACUUAAGUACAGCCAUAACCAGACGGUGCCCCUCCUCCCUUUGUACUUAAUAAAGAAUAUCUAAGCCUGCUGUGAGACAACACACCAUAAUUAAAUGCUAAUCUUUAUGAUAAUGAAGUGUAAAAAACAUUAGCAUCAGAUGUUGUAGAAUGAUAACUAGUUGCCUUUGUGUCUGAUCACUUACAUGACCUAUCCUGCUUGAAUGCUUGAUGUGUGUCAUCGAUGUAUUGCAGUGUUCCUGCUGUCAUGUUGCUCGUGAGGCUGCGAGCUCUGUGAACCUUCAUACUGGGUGAAGUAACUCUCUCUUUCUCUCUCUGAUUUGAGUUCACUUUGUGUAGUGAAUGACAUUGUGAAGUUUCUGAUGUUUAUAUGACUUAAUAUUCCACUGGUGUUCAAGAAACUGUUUUAUUUCCAGUUGAUGUUUUAAAUGACUGUAAAAUUACAUGUGUUACUUACUGUUUGUUUAUAAAAAAAAUAAAAAUUGGUUACAGAUUUAAA
Molecule: messenger RNA, 2730 nt
Organism: Chiloscyllium plagiosum (whitespotted bambooshark)
Lineage: Eukaryota; Metazoa; Chordata; Chondrichthyes; Orectolobiformes; Hemiscylliidae
Source: RefSeq, a predicted model, not a curated record